AUGGCUGAACUAAUAGACCGUCCAAGAUCGGAACUCACAGAGACAGAGCUACAGCAGCUAGAGGAAUAUGAAUUCAACCAUGGCCCCAUGUCUGUGCUACAGACAUCCAUGAAUAACGAAACGCCCGUCAUGAUCUAUUGCAGAAAUAACCACAAGUUGAUAGGGAAAGUGAAAGGUUUCGACAGACAUUGUAACAUGAUUUUGGAGGAUGUGAAGGAGUUAUGGACUGAGACCACGAAGAAUAGCAAAGGCAAAGUGAUCAAGAGCACGUCCAAAGAGCGCUUCGUUGCCAAAUUAUUUCUCAGAGGCGACUCUGUGAUUCUAGUUAUCAAAGUAUAA
Molecule: messenger RNA, 339 nt
Organism: Australozyma saopauloensis
Lineage: Eukaryota; Fungi; Ascomycota; Pichiomycetes; Serinales; Metschnikowiaceae
Gene: SMD2
Product: mRNA splicing protein
Exons: 2
Coding region: 1-339 (112 amino acids)
Biological process (GO): RNA splicing; spliceosomal snRNP assembly
Cellular component (GO): U5 snRNP; pICln-Sm protein complex; U4/U6 x U5 tri-snRNP complex
Molecular function (GO): RNA binding
Source: RefSeq, a predicted model, not a curated record